UUAAUUUUGAAUUCAUCAUGACGAAGACGAAGACGACGACGACGAUUCAAUUUCUCUCACGACGUUGAAUUUGUUGUAACUUCAAUCUCGUCUUUUUAAAAACUUUUUUCUUUCUUUUUUCCGAUUCGAUUUAGCUUUCUGUCUUUCGGAUCGGUUUCUUAGGUAUUCUUUCACCAGUUUCAUCAGUUUCUUCUACCAACUAAAAAAAAAAAAAAUCUGAUUUUUAUUUAUUUAUAUGCUCGAUUGAUCUGAUCGAAACGGAGCUUCAAAUCGUGGAUCGAGAAUUGGGAUUCAAAUCGAGUUUCAUAGAUCGAUUCUGAUCCAAUCCCAAUCCCAAGAUAAACCCUCGUGUGGGAUUUUGUCACAAAAUCCUCUUCUCUUCUUAUCUUUUCCGAUCUGUGGUUGCCGAGAGACUCUCCGUUGCUGAUCUCUAUCUCGCCCCGUUGAUUCUGAAUUCUCCGUGUUCCCCUCCGUCGUCACUUUCUUUAAUCGCCGUCGUGUUCCAUUGAGUUUCGUAAUCGAGGAUGGAUCCGCAGACGCAGAACACUUCGUUGCAGCGACUCCAGAAUGUCGAGAAUAGAGUUGUUAAGGUUUUGGAACUAGCUGGAGGAGUGAUGGAAGAGCUCGCGAGCCCUUCUGGACCCAAAAAAGAGUUCGUCAACAGCCAUUGCCGAGAGUUUAUGCAAUCUAUGAAGGAUAUUCAAGUAACAUUAAGGGAAGAGAUCAAAAGCGCUUGCGAGUACCGUCCCUUUGAGAAAUGCGAUUACAACGCUAGAAUAGCUAAUGAGAUCUGCUUCCAGAAGCUUGAAUAUGUUCUCACGCAGCUUGAUGAUCUGAAACAAACUGCUGACCGGUAUAUUUCUUCUGAUUGAGCUCGCAACUCUAGGCAGAUUUUUUUGCUCAUUUUUGUGGGAUUUUUACAAGUUGUAUCUGUCUUCCUUGCUAUUGAUAUUCAUAAAAGGCUUACUUGACGAAUUAUGUUAAACCAUUGUGCUAUAUAGUCUCUAGAUCAGUUGUAGGUUAUCCCAGUAAAGUUUGUCUGGUUUUUUUUA
This is a messenger RNA of Camelina sativa (false flax), 1052 nucleotides long. RefSeq names its product mediator of RNA polymerase II transcription subunit 11. NCBI's taxonomy places the organism in Eukaryota, Viridiplantae, Streptophyta, Magnoliopsida, Brassicales, Brassicaceae. Gene Ontology annotation, molecular function: transcription coregulator activity. Gene Ontology annotation, biological process: regulation of transcription by RNA polymerase II. Gene Ontology annotation, cellular component: mediator complex. The record is from RefSeq and is a predicted model, not a curated record.